UUCAUCUUCUUCUUCUUCACAAAAACCCUUGUGAUUUUAUAUGCAUUAGUGGGUUGUAGCUUACCAACCCUCAAGAACACAAAUGGAGAAUUUCCAUCUCCUGUUUCUUGUUUUAUCAUCCUCUGUUUUUGUUCUCAGUUAUGGGUUUUCCAAGAAUCUUCCCACUUUAUCGUUUGAUGAAGGCUAUUCGCAGUUAUUUGGUCAUAAUAAUCUAAUCGUCUUAAAAGAUGGCAAAUCUGUUCACUUAUCUCUUGAUGAAAACACAGGUUCUGGAUUUGUGUCACAAGACCUCUACCUCCAUGGAUUCUUCAGUGCCUCCAUUAAGCUUCCUGCUGAUUACACAGCCGGUGUGGUUGUUGCUUUUUAUAUGUCAAAUGGAGAUAUAUUUGAGAAGAACCAUGAUGAAAUUGAUUUUGAGUUUUUGGGAAAUAUUAGAGGCAAAGAAUGGAGGGUUCAGACCAAUAUUUAUGGGAAUGGAAGCACAAACGUUGGGAGAGAAGAAAGAUAUGGUCUUUGGUUUGAUCCUUCUGAUGAUUUCCAUCAAUAUAGCAUCCUUUGGACUCACACUCACAUCAUAUUUUAUGUUGACGAUAUUGCGAUAAGGGAGAUCAAACGAACAGGAUCGAUGGGCGGGGACUUUCCGUCGAAGCCGAUGACUUUGUAUGCAACGAUAUGGGAUGCUUCCGAGUGGGCUACAAAUGGAGGCAAGUAUAAGGUAAAUUACAAAUAUUCCCCUUACGUUGCCGAGUUCUCUAACUUUGUCCUCCAUGGAUGCACGGUGGACCCCAUUGAGCUCUCGUCGUUCAAAUGCGAAGCCACACCAAAACCUAACACGAUCCCUACGGGCGUCACGCCUUCACAAAGGACGAAAAUGGAAAGUUUUAGAAAGAAGCACAUGCAAUAUUCGUAUUGUUAUGACAAAAUAAGGUACAAAAGUCCGCCAUCCGAGUGCAUGAUUAACCCUAAAGAAGCUGAGCGGCUGAAGAAGUUUGACCCUGUGACGUUUGGUGGCGGCCGCGGCAGCCACCACCACCACCACCACCAUGCGAAGAGACACCGCCGGAGCCAAUCAGUAUCUAUUUAAGGAGGAGGGUCGUAGUUUUCUCUGUAUUGCUAUAAUUUUCUCUAUAAUUACGUGGUUAUCAGUUUUUGGUUGAUUUUUAUGUGAAUAGAGAUAAAAUUUGUUUGGUGUUUAUGGGAAAAAUUGUUUUAUAUUUGGGC
This is a messenger RNA of Cynara cardunculus var. scolymus (artichoke), 1221 nucleotides long. Its product is annotated as probable xyloglucan endotransglucosylase/hydrolase protein 28. The transcript is spliced from 4 exons. Gene Ontology annotation, biological process: xyloglucan metabolic process; cell wall biogenesis. NCBI's taxonomy places the organism in Eukaryota, Viridiplantae, Streptophyta, Magnoliopsida, Asterales, Asteraceae. Gene Ontology annotation, cellular component: apoplast; cell wall. Gene Ontology annotation, molecular function: hydrolase activity, hydrolyzing O-glycosyl compounds; xyloglucan:xyloglucosyl transferase activity. The record is from RefSeq and is a predicted model, not a curated record. The coding region runs from base 83 to 1084 and encodes 333 amino acids.